Messenger RNA from Spodoptera exigua (beet armyworm), 585 nucleotides. NCBI's taxonomy places the organism in Eukaryota, Metazoa, Arthropoda, Insecta, Lepidoptera, Noctuidae. The record is from the annotation of a GenBank genome assembly.
AUGUUCAGCCGGGGUUGCGGGGUAAGCGCAAUGAGGCACCGCUACCGGCCAGAGCGGGAGAAGGAACGAGGGGAGUUUUUAGUCAGUCACGCCGGCCACGACGUAUUCGACAACCAAAACGAAAAUAAUAAUCUCAAAAACACUUGGUCAUUAUACAACUCUGAUGGACAAAUAGAACAUAAGCUGGACCUUAUCAAUAACUACAUUGAUAAGAGAGCGAAGCUGCACCUGAUUGGACACUCGAUUGGAGCCUGGCUACUCAUGGAACUUCUACACAAGAACGACUAUCUCCAAAAAAGGAUAUUGUCCGAGAAGUCGAUGCUGUUAGCUUUUGAGUGUAUGGAGAGAAUACAGGAGUUAAAUAUCUCGGCUAUUAAGAAAGUGCAGCAUAUGGCUAAUGUAUUAUACAGCACGGAUGAUAGAUGGGUACCAAUGCAUCAUAUACACGAUUUACAAAAGUUCACUCCACAGAUUGCGCUCCACCAAAUCGGCAAACGAGCCGACGGAUUACUUGAUGGUAAGCUAUUAGCGCCGCCCAUGGAAACCCGCAACGGAGGAGUUACGAGUGCGUUGCCGACCUUUUAG